CAAGCCCAUGCCUUUAAUAGACUGGUAGUUGACCCACUUUCUCAAACAGCUUCAAAUCACUGAACUUCGAACCCAAGCAAGCAAAGUAACCAUGGACGAAGCUGAGCAGGAAGUAGAGAACCAACAUCUUCUCCCGCCGCUAGAAGCUCUGAAGAAAGCUUCUAAAAACCUACAAAGCAACCCCAUUUCAAUUAUAUACAACAAUUACGACAUAAGCACCGCCAUUGAAGCUCUUCUAGAGCUCGGAACCAAAGCCGACCCCGUUAUUUCCAUAGACCCAAGUCUCUUCAAGCUCAAUCAGUUGCUCAGCAACCUCAAAACCCUUUUCGAAAAGCUCGAAAAACUGCAGGGCUAUGGCCUCCGGUCCCUCCUCCACCGCCAAAUCACCAAUUACAAAAUUUCCCAAAUUGGGUACGCCAUGGAAGCAGAGAUUCAAGCGUACGUAGAUCAGAAAAACGUACAAAGUUUUGUGAAAACUAUGGAAGAGUCUGUCGAAGACGAUAAAAAGGUGAAGGCUUUGAUGGGUUUAGAGAACAGGUUGGGCCAAGGGUUUGAUAAACAGUAUCAGCAGUUAAUUUUGAGAGCAAAGGUAUUUUCUUUUCUUGAAUUUAUGGUUUGUGACUCAAAGUUUUCGAAUUGGGUUCGAGACCAAGCUGCUCUUGCUGUUCUUGGUCUGGUUAAAUUCAAUAAGGAUGUUUUUGUGGGAUUGGUGCUGAUGGGUCCGAUUGUUAGAGCUUUAAUUCAAAUGGGUUCAUCUUGUUCGAUUCAAGUCCUCACUGGACUAGUCAAAAUCAUCAGAACCCCUCUGGUUGAUGACAUCAAUGGAGAAAUCCCAAGAAUUAUCAGCCUCCUGGGCUCUGAAGACUUGUCAACUAAAGCUGCAGCCAUGAAUUGCCUUCUUGAAAUUGCGAUUUUGGGCAGAGAGGAAGUGAUUGGUUUAAUGCUUGAAGAGGACCUGAUCAAGAAGCUUAUGGGUGUGCAGAGAUUGGAGGUGGGUUUGCAGUCCAAUGAGGACGAAAAUGGAAGUGUUUGUGCGGAGGAGAGAGAGCCAAAAAUGGAGGAAAGUGUGGAGAAAUUUCCAUUUUCAAGGUGUGUGGCAAGUUUUGCAGUGCAAGUGGAAGUUGGGGAAGGAUUGGAGCAGGGUGAGAAAAGAGCUUUUAAAUUGGAAAUACUGAAGAGAGUGAGAGAGGCCUCUGUUUCUGAUGCAGAGGCAGCUACUGUUGUUGCAGAGGUGCUUGAUUAUGUCAGUGUGGUCGACCGUUGCACCUGUUAG
This is a messenger RNA of Prunus avium (sweet cherry), 1273 nucleotides long. RefSeq lists its product as uncharacterized. NCBI's taxonomy places the organism in Eukaryota, Viridiplantae, Streptophyta, Magnoliopsida, Rosales, Rosaceae. The record is from RefSeq and is a predicted model, not a curated record.